GGUCAAGCCCCCGGGCCCCCAAAUGAUGGAAAACUCCUAGCUACACCCCUGUAUACAACACACGAUUUAUUCAAACACCAGUAGACCAAAAUAUCUUCAAAUAAAUAUUGUGUGUGACUACACGCUGCAUAAUGAGAUGUUUUGCAUAUUCAUAGUUGGAUCAGAAAAAUCGAGCGUUCAAGCUCCCAGCCUGUUCAUUGUCUAACAUUCAACUGACACAUAUUUAAAUGACAGUCUUCUAACUUUCAAUCGAUUGACAUUAAAGUUAAUUUUAAACUAAAUGAUUAAUUGUUUUCAUUAAUAACUUCACUUGGACUAUUAACACACAAAAAAUGAAGCUAAUUAAUUUGAUGUUUCUAUUUCUCUCCAAACCAUGCGCAUUGGAAGCUUUCAAAGGAGGUCACGACCCAAUGUUCGGGUUCAUUCAACCGAAUAAUGUCUUAGAUAUCUUUCAGCGUUGGAUGGUACAGCAUUCAGUCCUUUAUGCUGACCUGUCCACUACAUGGAGAAGGUUUCAAAUAUUUAAAACCAAUGUGCAACGUGCGUUUGAUUUGAACGAGAAACAUGGCGGGCUAACCACAUUUGGACUGACCCAAUUCGCUGAUUUAACGCCACAAGAGUUUCUGAAGAAUCAGUUGAUACCAGGGAUUGCUAAAUUAUUCAAUGCAUCAAGCCAAAGAAUAUUUCCAAGAUCUCGGAAGUCACGCACAGAACUGGUCAGUGAAAUCGACUGGACAAAGAAAGGAGUGGUGCCUCCUGUCCGAAAUCAAGGCAAGGUCGGAACCUGUUAUAUCUUCUCAACGCUUGACAUGAUUUCGUCAAGGUGGGCCAUGAAGGGAAACCCAGCGGUCAAUUUGUCGGUGGAACAGGUCGCCGAUUGUCUAGCCGUGGCUCCAGAUCUCUUCUCGGAUAGUCUAGCGUGUGGGAUCAACGGUGGACUGCCAUAUGCUGUAUUCAGAUACAUUAAGAAAGUUGGUGGAGUCACUACAGAGGAGAUGUAUCCUUACUGUGUGGGAUCUGGAACAUGUAAACCUUGUGCUCCACCGGGAUAUGAUCCAGAGAUGUGUGAAAGGUAUCCCUUAAACGACUGCGAUAAGGCGGACAGCUGUCCAGCUAAACUGGACACAUCUCAGUUCGUCCAGGGAUUGAUGGUCAACACCUGGACAGAUGUGAUGCCCGAGGAAGAAACUAUAGCGCAUGUACUGGAAACAGAAGGCCCCUUGACUUGUGCAGUCGACGCUAGUGACCUACAGCUUUACAAAAGUGGAAUCCUUGUACCAGAUCGCUGUCGGCCCUAUGACUUGAACCACGCCUGUCUGUUAGUGGGCUAUGGCGUUGACAGGAACGUCUCCUACUGGAAGGUCAAAAACUCCUGGGGCAGACAGUUCGGGGAGGAUGGCUACUACAGGAUAGCACGGGGGAUAGGCGCGUGCGGCAUUCACAGAUACGUGUCAACUGUCACGCUUGAAUAGAUUCAGACACGCCAGAAAAUAAAACCCAGGACUAACCUAGCCUACCACUGACUCUAGUUAGCUGAUAUAAGCUUUGUAAAAAAAAACAUUUCAUGUUGAGAUUAUAAAACUUUCUAUUAAACGAA
Molecule: messenger RNA, 1597 nt
Organism: Biomphalaria glabrata
Lineage: Eukaryota; Metazoa; Mollusca; Gastropoda; Planorbidae
Product: procathepsin L-like
Exons: 7
Coding region: 333-1472 (379 amino acids)
Cellular component (GO): lysosome
Molecular function (GO): cysteine-type endopeptidase activity
Source: RefSeq, a predicted model, not a curated record